UUCUCCACUAGCUCCAGGAAGGGGGAACUUGGGCUCUGGGCGCCUGUUUUGAAGAGGUUGCACCCCUUUGAGGGGACCUACGGGUUGCAACUCACGCAGGAAACGUGACCUUAGCAGUGAGGGCGGUGGAGUGGGCCAAUUUCUGGAUCUUUCUCUAUUUAGUCACCUCCAGCCUUGUUGGGACAGGGAUCUGGGGCUACGCCGCUGUGGUCUCGGCACCUUCUGUCCCCACUUCCCCUCGAGGACGGCCGUUUGAAUAUUGUCUAGUGUGGGCCAUUUACCCCCGUGGGCAGAAGGAAGGUAGGAGGGACCUCAGAGGAGACUUCAAGGGCCCCCCCACUGCCCUUCUAACCUUGCAGAUUCCCCUCUGGGGCCUGUUUCCUCUUCUCUCAACCAGCGAUGCCAGGCUGAGGCUGUCGGUUCGAGAAUCACGUAGGUAAUAGCUUAGUAAAGGGCCUGGCACAUAGUAGGCUCUCAAGAAAAGGUCGGAGCCUCUUGAGGAGUCUGCCUGUGAUGGAUGCGGAGCACAGACCCAGCGCAGUGCGGCGAUUCGCCCAAGGUCACACAGCCGCCCCCCGAAUUCGGACCCCGGGCGGCCUGACCUCGGGGCCAGGGCUUGUCGGGUGCCAGCGUGGGGGCGAGCAGUGUUUGGAAGAGCGGCCGCGGCCGUGGGUGGGAAGGGGCUUCUAUUUUGGAACGAGUGAGAGGAGCGGGACACGCGGAGGGGGUAAGGGAGGGGUGGGCUCUCUGCGGCAUCUCUGUCCCCCAGUCACCUUCCUGCAACCCUUCCUGGGAGGGGCGUUCUGGGCGGUGGGGGAAGGUGGGAGGGGCGGGCGGUUACCUCAUCGCCGCCUCCGGGAGGCCCCGCUCGCUCGCGCCGCCGGCUGGGGCGGCGACUCCAGGCGCGGAAGCCAGAGAAGGACAGAGGCACAGAGGCUCCGGGAGGCAGUGCUGCCCCCCGCGUCCCGCACCGCUGCGGGACCCGUGCCGCGAGGGGGGCGGACUUCGGGGCCCCGCGCGGCCGCCGGCACCUGGGUUGGCGCUGCGGAGCGGAGGCAGUGUCUGAGCGCCGCUCCGGGUCUGCUCUCUCCCGAGCUUCGGCACCCGCCCGAGCCGCUCGCGCGUCCGCCACCUGUCUGCCCACUCCGUUGUCUGUCCGCCCUCCCGCCGCCAGCUCCGGCCUCGGGCCUGCCCUCUCCGGUCUCCGUGUUCCGGGGUCGACGAGAAGCGCGGCGGGGCCGGGGCGCACCGGGCAGGGCGCGCGGGGCGCACGGCCGGGGGGCGCACGGCGCGGCGCCGGCCCAUGAGGCUUUCCAGAGCGGAGAGCGGCAGCGCCGGCCGGCCAUGGGGGGCAGCCUGCGGGUGGCCGUUCUAGGCGCUCCGGGCGUGGGCAAGACGGCCAUCAUCCGCCAGUUCCUGUUCGGUGACUACCCCGAGCGCCACCGGCCCACGGACGGGCCCCGCCUCUACCGACCCGCGGUGCUGCUCGACGGCGCCGUCUACGACUUAAGCAUCCGCGACGGCGACGUUGCUGGCCCCGGCUCGAGCCCUGGGGGUCCGGAGGAGUGGCCAGACCCUAAGGACUGGAGCUUGCAGGACACGGACGCCUUCGUGCUCGUCUACGACAUCUGCAGCCCGGACAGUUUCGACUACGUGAAGGCCCUGCGGCAGCGCAUCGCGGAGACCAGGUGGGGGCGCGGCAGGUCUGGCGGUGGGGAGCUAGGGCAGGUCUGGCCCGGCCUUUGCCUGAGGGGAGUGUGUAGGGUCUCCCAAAGUCGUGGGCCGGGUCUUAGGCCUUCGCCCGUGGGAAGGUCUUCAGCUGUAUGUGCUCUUUUGCCCACAUGGGCCUGGAGUUCGGGGAGGGCCUCUGGCUGUAGAAGGGAAUGCGCCUGCGUGUGUAUACCCACUGGGGGAAUUCUCCGGCCGUGGGGUCCCCGGCACCGCGUCUCUCAUCUCCAUUCGGCCCCCAGGCCGGCGGGCGCGCCCGAAGCGCCCAUCCUGGUGGUAGGCAACAAGCGAGACAGGCAGCGGCUGCGCUUCGGACCGCGGCGCGCGCUGGCCGCCCUGGUGCGCAGGGGCUGGCGCUGCGGCUACCUCGAGUGCUCGGCCAAGUACAACUGGCACGUGCUGCGUCUCUUCCGCGAGCUGCUGCGCUGCGCUCUGGUGCGGGCGCGCCCUGCACACCCGGCCCUGCGCCUGCAGGGGGCGCUGCAUCCAGCGCGCUGCAGCCUCAUGUGACCCAAUUGGACAGUACCAUCCAUGGGCCCCACCUUGUGACUGGGACAACCAGGGACCUGGAUUGGACAGGAUCGCCCAACUUCACUGGGACUGGACAGGGCAAUCUCCGCCCUGAUUGGAUGAGGCCUAAGCGACGGGCCCCUUUUUGAACCUCAUUGGACCCAACCAGGUCCCAAGCUCCAUUGGAGAUGACCAGUCCUUUCUGGGACCUCAGCGGGUCACAGUCCCAUUGGAUGGAAAGGACUUGGCUAUGAAUUUGGAAACGCGAGGCCUGCUCCUGGAGCUUCACUGGACAUAUUCUUUAUGCCACUCCUAUCGCAGGAUAAUAAACGGGAAAAUAAUUGA
This is a messenger RNA of Chlorocebus sabaeus (green monkey), 2583 nucleotides long. It is a transcript of the gene RASL10A, whose product is annotated as RAS like family 10 member A. Gene Ontology annotation, molecular function: GTP binding; GTPase activity. Lineage: Eukaryota; Metazoa; Chordata; Mammalia; Primates; Cercopithecidae. The record is from RefSeq and is a predicted model, not a curated record.